This is a messenger RNA of Drosophila takahashii, 2862 nucleotides long. Lineage: Eukaryota; Metazoa; Arthropoda; Insecta; Diptera; Drosophilidae. The record is from RefSeq and is a predicted model, not a curated record.
UAAGUUAGUCUGUGAAAUCUUCCGGCUGAGAGGGCUGAAAAUUUUGACGGCUAAAAACUUCCGCUGCAAUAUCAGUUCCAUUUCCAUCGAGUGUAUUCCGAGUAUCGUUUAAUCAGGACGCGAACAAUGGCUGCGAGAUUGAUGAGCGCCCAGGCACAGGUGUGCCGACUGGGCAAGCAUGUGGUGGCUGAAGCGCCAGUGGUGCGCCAGUUCCACGCCUCCUGCUACACCGCCUCCAAGGUGGCCCUGUCCAAGUUCGACUCGGACGUCUUCCUGCCGUACGAGAAGCUGAACAAGCGCCUGGAAGUGGUGCGCGGUCGCCUGAACCGCCCACUGACGCUCUCCGAGAAGGUGCUGUACUCGCAUCUGGACGAUCCCGCCAACCAGGACAUCGUGCGCGGCACCUCCUAUCUGCGCCUGCGUCCCGAUCGCGUGGCCAUGCAGGAUGCCACCGCCCAGAUGGCCUUGCUGCAGUUCAUCUCCUCCGGCCUGAAGAAGGUGGCUGUGCCCUCGACGGUGCACUGUGACCAUUUGAUCGAGGCCCAGGUCGGUGGACCCAAGGAUUUGGCCCGCGCCAAGGAUCUGAACAAGGAGGUCUACGACUUCUUGGCCAGUACCUGCGCCAAGUACGGCCUGGGCUUCUGGAAGCCAGGCAGUGGCAUCAUCCACCAGAUCAUCCUGGAGAACUACGCCUUCCCCGGCCUGCUGAUGAUCGGCACUGACUCGCACACCCCCAACGGUGGCGGUCUGGGAGGCCUGUGCAUUGGCGUUGGUGGCGCCGAUGCCGUCGACGUGAUGGCCGACAUCCCCUGGGAGCUGAAGUGCCCCAAGGUGAUCGGCGUCAACCUGACCGGCAAGAUCAGCGGCUGGACCUCGCCCAAGGACGUUAUUCUGAAGGUGGCCGACAUCCUGACCGUCAAGGGAGGCACUGGUGCCAUUAUUGAGUACCACGGCAAGGGUGUGGACUCCAUCUCCUGCACGGGCAUGGCCACCAUCUGCAACAUGGGUGCCGAGAUCGGUGCCACCACCUCGCUGUUCCCCUUCAACCAGCGCAUGGCCGAUUACCUGAAGUCCACCGGCCGCGCUGGCAUCGCCUCCGAGGCCCAGAAGUACCAGGGCAAGAUCCUCUCGGCCGACAAGAACUGCGAGUACGACGAACUGAUCGAGAUCAACCUGGACACCCUGGAACCCCAUGUCAACGGACCCUUCACUCCCGAUCUGGGCCACCCCAUCAGCAAACUGGGCGCCAACUCGAAGAAAAACGGCUACCCUCUGGACAUCCGUGUGGGUCUCAUUGGCUCCUGCACCAACUCCUCGUACGAGGACAUGGGUCGCUGCGCCAGCAUCGCCAAGGAUGCCAUGAGCCAUGGCCUCAAGUCGAAGAUUCCCUUCAAUGUGACCCCCGGAUCGGAGCAGAUCCGCGCCACCAUCGAACGGGACGGCAUCUCCGAGGUGUUCGACAAGUUCGGCGGCACCGUGCUGGCCAACGCCUGCGGUCCCUGCAUCGGACAGUGGGAUCGCCAGGACGUGAAGAAGGGCGACAAGAACACGAUCGUCACCUCGUACAACCGCAACUUCACCGGCAGGAACGACGCCAACCCGGCCACCCACUGCUUUGUCACCAGUCCCGAGCUGGUCACCGCCCUGUCCAUCGCCGGCCGCUUGGACUUCAACCCGCUGACCGACGAGCUCACCGGAUCCGAUGGCAAGAAGUUCAAGCUGAAGGCUCCCUUCGGCGACGAGCUGCCCGCCCAGGGCUUCGACCCCGGCCAGGACACUUACACUGCUCCCCCAGCUAGCGGCGAGAACGUCAAGGUGGCUGUCGAUCCCAAGUCGACCCGCCUGCAGCUGCUGGAGCCCUUCGACAAGUGGAACGGCAAGGAUCUGGAGGACCUGACCGUGCUGAUCAAGGUCAAGGGCAAGUGCACCACCGACCACAUCUCCGCCGCCGGACCUUGGCUGAAGUACCGUGGCCAUCUGGACAACAUCUCCAACAACAUGUUCAUUGGCGCCACCAACUACGAGAACAACGAGAUGAACAACAUCAAGAACCAGCGCAACGGCUCCUGGGGCGGAGUUCCCGACGUGGCCCGCGACUACAAGGCCAACGGCAUCAAGUGGGUGGCCGUCGGCGAUGAGAACUACGGCGAGGGCUCGUCCCGCGAGCAUGCCGCUUUGGAGCCACGCCACCUGGGUGGCCGUGCCAUCAUCGUCAAGUCCUUUGCCCGUAUCCACGAGACCAACCUGAAGAAGCAGGGUCUGCUGCCCCUCACCUUUGCCAAUCCCGCUGAUUACGAUAAGAUCCAGCCCACGAGCAAGAUCUCCCUGCUCAACCUGAACUCCCUGGCGCCUGGAAAGCCCGUGGAAUGCGAGGUCAAGAACGGCAGCAAGGUCGACAAGAUCACGCUGAACCACACCCUGAACGACCUGCAGAUCGGCUGGUUCAAGGCUGGCAGCGCCCUCAACCGCAUGAAGGAGCUGGCCCAGUAAAUGGUCCUGGACCUACUUAAGAUCCCCUGUCCAGAACUCCGAUCCUAGCCCCUGCUCCCAGUAGGCGAACACACUCAGACUCACAACGCAAGCAAUCGAGUUAUGGUAUUGUUAUUCAAUUUUUUUCAAAUUGUUUAUAUUUUCUAUUUUGAGUAUAUCGAGUGUGCUGUUUUAAAAGUGAAUUAUGUAACCGAAUGAUGGCGAGAAUUUGUAAGAGUUUUAUAUAUAUAAUUAUACACAAUAUUAUUUUAAUUCUUGCUAUGAAUGUUUCCUUCGAUUUUGUUCUUUUCGAAUUUGUCUAAAUGCUCUGCAGAUUGCCUCGACGAUGAAGAUGAUUAAGUGCGAAUAAAACUCAAAGUAAUACGUAUUAAA